Molecule: messenger RNA, 9415 nt
Organism: Syngnathoides biaculeatus (alligator pipefish)
Lineage: Eukaryota; Metazoa; Chordata; Actinopteri; Syngnathiformes; Syngnathidae
Product: aryl hydrocarbon receptor-like
Exons: 11
Coding region: 81-2675 (864 amino acids)
Biological process (GO): regulation of transcription by RNA polymerase II
Cellular component (GO): nucleus; aryl hydrocarbon receptor complex
Molecular function (GO): transcription cis-regulatory region binding; nuclear receptor activity; protein dimerization activity
Source: RefSeq, a predicted model, not a curated record
GAAGGAGAAGAGGAAAGGUCGUCUCCGCGGUGGCGAGCUGACAAGCUUCAGGCGAAGUUUGCGUGGCAAGCGGCACAAAAAUGUUGGCUAUCUCUGGAACUUACGCCAACAAGAAGAGGAAGAAACCUGUCCUGAAACAAAAAAAGGUUAAGGAUGGGAGUGAAAUCAUCAAAUCAAACCCGUCCAAACGCCACCGGGACCGGCUGAAUGGGGAGCUGGACAGACUGACUGACCUGUUGCCCUUUUCUGAGGAUGUUCGCUCUUGUCUGGACAAACUGUCCGUUCUUCGCCUCAGUGUGGGAUACCUGCGAGUCAAGAGCUAUUUCAGAGCAACGAUAAAGAACAGCACCUGCAGUGGAUUUCCUGGACCAAACGGGCCCAAUGGCAACAACUUUGCAACUAAAGGCUUCUCUGAAGGAGACCUGCUGCUUCAGGCGUUGAAUGGCUUUGUGCUGGUGGUCACUUCCGAGGGGUCUGUUUUCUACACAUCACCCACCAUCAAGGAGUACCUUGGCUUCCAGCAGUCAGACGUGGUCCACCAGAGCGUGUUCGAGCUCAUCCACACAGACGACCGUGCUACGUUCAGACAGAACCUCCACUUUGCUCUAAACCCACCUGACACGUGUGGAGAAGGCCUGGAGGGAUGCAUGAGCACAGAGCUCUACAAUCCUGAUCAACUUCCUCCAGAAAACUCCUCCUUCCUCGAGAGAAGUUUUGUGUGCCGCCUCCGUUGCCUUCUAGACAACUCGUCUGGCUUUUUACCUCUCAAGUUCCAGGGACGUCUCAAGUACCUGCAUGGCCAAAACGCCUUCAAGGACAAUGGAUCACAGGGCAAACCCCAGCUUGCACUCUUCGCCAUCGCCACACCUGUCCAGUCACCGUCCAUUGUUGAGAUCCGCUCCAAAAUGUUACUCUUUCAGACAAAGCACAAGCUGGACUUCACACCGAUGGGUGUUGACAACAGGGGGAAGAUUAUUUUGGGCUACUCUGAGACAGAGCUGUGCAUGAAAGGCUCUGGCUACCAGUUCAUCCACGCCGCUGACAUGAUGUAUUGUGCAGACAAUCACUUGCGUAUGAUAAAAACUGGAGACAGCGGCCUGACGACUUUCCGUCUCCUGAGUAAGUCAGGAAGCUGGGUUUGGGUCAAAUCAAAUGCCAAGCUGAUCUACAAAGGAGGAAGACCUGACUUCAUUAUCGCCUAUCAGCGAGCUUUGGUAAACGCUGAGGGUGAGGAGUACCUCCGCCAGAGGAGGAUGGAGCUGCCCUUCAGCUUCACUACGGGUGAGGCUGUGCUUUACAACACCGGCCCAACCAUGGACCUCACACAGACGCAGUUCAACAAAAAGUUCAACAAUAACGAUGACAUGAACACCAGCAAGGGCACACAGCUUCCUCGCUCACUACUGGACUGCUUCCUCAGGCAGGAUGAGUCUGCCUACAGGCCAAUGCCAGAAGUGCCAUUUCCCGUGGAUCAGAUCUUUGUGGACAGUCGAGCGCUGGUGAGUGUGCCCAGUGAUGCUUGGCAGGAAACAGGUGUGGCGGCCACUUCCAGUGCCCCCAUCGUGGUGAAGGAGGAGGCCAAGCGGUCGGUGAUGACUGUGAUCGAGGGUCUACAGGAGAUGGCGCAGAAGGGUGACUUCAUUGGUGCCCUGGAGAACCUUGGGGUGGACGAUUCAGAGCUGAUGCAGUGGGAGGAGUCUGUCAAGCAGUUGGGCCAGGAUAGCGACCAGCAGGACAGCGUGCGGUCCGAUUUGGACAACAUCCUCAUCAGCGAGAUAUUCGACCACAUUGAUUCAGUUUUGUUCAAGGAGAAUGGUCAAGAGUGCUCUGCCACCUGCCUGAAACAGGACAUCUUCAAUCAACCAUCACAGCAGUUUCCUACACCGAACCUGGGUGAGACUUUCCCUCAAACGAACAGCUUCUGUGCUCCAGAGAAAGACCUCCGACAUGUUAUCUCCGGGGAGAUCUUAGUAGAAUCUGCUCCAGUAUUCAAUAGUGCCCAGAAACUUUCCCACUGUGGACCUCUACCAGGUCCUACGAAUGAGCACAAAACUCCUCUUCUGCAGCUACAACUUCAUGACAUUUUCAGCCCAGAAAUAGAACUCCCAGAACUUAUUGUACCUGAUUCUUUCACUGCUCCGGGCCACUUUGCAGGUUUUAGACAGCAGCAACAUCCUAUUCAACCUAUUCGUCACCAGAAUAACAUCUACUCUGUCACCCAACCAACGAUUCCUUGCAAUGACUUUAACACUCCCAAUGACACCAACCUUGAGCCUUCAACUUGUCCUUCUUUGCGGUCACAGGGUCAGUACAAGCUGCCCCAUGUAGCGAUGCUGGAAAGCCAAACAUUCCCACAUGCCGGCCCCUGGCCAAGGGGGGGCGUCAAUGGGCUAGACCACACACAGCAAGAUGGACUGGCAGGCGUCCAGGCAGCCAAUCCCAGCAGCUGCAUGUACGCGGAGACCCUGACGCUCCCGCAGUUGUCCUACCAGAGGGGAACAUGCCUAGACCAGAGUUCCCUGCAGGGUAACUGCGAAAUCCAGUGGGGUGCCAGUCAUCCUGUGGUGGGUUCGUCACCCAACAGCCAGGAAAACUCAAGCAUCAAUCCGAUGAUAACACCGUCCAACAUGUCAGCGUCGCAGCGAGUCUUUAACCUUCAAUGCUACCAGGAAUGAUAUGAGCAGAUGGCGCGAGCAGUUGCCACUCGUCGAUGACAUGCCUGUUUGUGAUGUUGCCACGGCUACAGACCAGCAGCACUCCCUCACCCCCGCUUGCAGUAUCAGCGUUUAUUCGCCGACCCUUACACUUACUUUCACAUAUAUCCUCUUGUAUCUGUCUCAUAUUUAGUCACUUGAAAGUUCUGUAUAAUAGAAUGAAGUAUGAAGACAUGAACAAAGUCAGCCAAAGAUUUCAGUUUUUACAAGGGAAAACCAGCAUUGAUUGCAGUCAUGUUCUCUUACAAAGACACAAAUAUACAUGUAUAACUUGUUAAAGCAAUCACCCUCAAGAUGUUUAGUUAUGUAUACAGGGUGGGCCUAAAAAUUUAAAUAGAUGGGAAAAAUAACAUUUGUGAAAUGCAUCAUUUUAAGUUACCUGAAGCAUACACUUAAAACAAAAAUGUUUGAAGCCAUGUGUACAUUCACCCAUCCAUUUUCGAGAGCUUGUCCAUAUUUGAGUAGCCUGUGAACUAGAGCGUGUACCAUCUGACUUUGGGGAGGAGGCAAAUUACACCCUGGACUGGUAGCCAGCUCAUCAAGGGCACAUUCACGCCAAUGGACAAUUUAGUCUUCAGUGAACCUAACAUGCAUAUUUUUGGAAUGUGCUAGGACACCUGACCCCUUAGGAGACCCACACAAGCACUGGGAAAAUUGCAAACUCCAGACAAGAGCGCCCACGAUAAGAUUCGACCGAUCACCUCUCGGCUGUGAGGGAGACUUACUAACCACUAGUCGAGCAAGCUGCCCCCAAAAAAAUGUGUAGUUUCAUGUUGAAAGUGUUCUUUUUGUAUUUCCAGAUAACAUAGCUGUUGUGACAAUCUCAUUUGUGUUGUGUAUGCAGAGCGGCCAACCCUGUACGCUCCACACCCUUUAGGGUGUUGAGUAGUAGCAUGGAAAGCACAGCUUUCCAUCCAUGUGGCUAAAACAACCUUGUGGUUGUACCGGUUUCAAGCAUGAGAAUCAAUGUGGUUGUUAAAGUAUGGUCCGCAUCAGACCACUCCAAUAGGAAAGCUGGAAUUCUGAUAACCACAAGCAUGAGUGACUUGUUUUGUCAUUGAAGGGACUCGAUCGCCCAAAGGAUACCCCCUUUAGGCGAGAUCACGUACUUCUGUCAUCAACUGUAAACCCUUCCAUGUUGCCUUUAAAAAACAGCUUUUCUCUAUUACUGCUUUGCAGCUGUAAAGAUGUAUAAAGGGGACCAACAUAGAACAGGUGGUGGGGCUUGAAAUAAUUUUUUUUUUGCCUUCGGUAGACAUCACAAAGGCAUGACAUCCCACAUGCGUAAGGGUAUUCCACUGUGGUUUGAAAUUUUAACGAGAGCCGUUGAAGCAUUGAUUCAACAUCCUUGAUAUCCACCUUAAGGUGUGUGUACUAGUACCCUUUUUUCUCACUAGUAAGGCAAUUCAGCGCAUUAGUAGAACCUGUUGAACUACCAUGACUUACGAAUAUUUUUUCCAACAAAUGUUUAAACAACUUUAUGGAAAUAUUCAAUAUCCGACUUAAGCCCCAUUAUGAGCGUGCUCUUUGUCCUCACUAGUAGAACAGAUUGGGCAAACAAGUAGGAAAAUUACAUGAUACCAUUGAAGCAAAAAGUGCACUAGUUGACAACUGGGCACCAACAACAUUUAGUUAUAUUAGCGAUGAUAUAAAAUUCUACCAGUUAACACCUAGUGCUGCUCAAGUAGCAACAAUGCAAAGUUUUGUCUCGCCUGUAACAUGUAGUUGUCCUACUAGUAGUCCUAUAGUUGUCCUAUACAUGUGCAACGUCAAACACAGUGCUGGGAAGAUUUUGUUUUAAAUUACUGUAUUUAAGUUAUCUUGUUAAAAACAUUGCUUUCUCAAAGUAAAAUAACUCAUUUCAUUUAAUUGCAUUUUGGCUACUUAAUUUUGAAUGAAUGGAUCAACAAGACCCUUAGAGUAAGUACAUAAAAUGUCUUUGUUGCAUUAUAUAUUAUACAUAUACAGAGAGAGAAGAGAGCGAGAAAGAAUAUGUGCAGGAUGUGGCAAACAUAAUACCAUGUUGACGUAAUCACAAACAUGCCCAAUUUAGACGAUGGCUUCAUAUGACAAACCAGAUAAACGAAUACUUCAGAAUAAAAUUCAAAAAUUGUGAAGAUGAAACUGCUCAAAAAGAUGAGUUCUUUUGUGUUUAAAAUGUAAUGUAUUAGUGUCUUCUUCUUUUCCUUUCGGCUUGUCAUCUUUUGCCAUCCUAGCCUAUCUCCUGCAUCUUCCUCUCUAACCCCAACUGCCCUCAUGUCUUCCCUCACCACAUCCAUAAACCUUCUCUUUGGUCUUCCUCCCGCUCUUUUGCCUUGCAGCUCCAUCCUCAGCACCCUACCACCAAUAUACUCACUCUCUCGCCUCUGAACAUGUCCAAACCAUCUAAGUCUGCUCUCUCGAACCUUGUCAGCAAAACAUCCAACUUUGGCUGUCCCUCUAAUGAGCUCAUUUCUAAUCCUAUCCAACCUGCUCACUCCGAGCGAGAACCUCAACAUCUUCAUUUCUGCUACCUCCAGUUCUGAUUCCUGUUGUUUCUUCAGUGCCACCGUCUCUAAUCCGUACAACAUGGGCGGCCUCACAACUGUUUUGUAAACUUUGCCCUUCAUCCGAGCAGAGAUUCUUCUGUCACAUAACACACCAGACACCUUUCGCCAGCUGUUCCAACCUGCUUGGACCCGUUUCUUCACUUCCUUACCACACUCACCAUUGCUCUGGAUUGUUGACCCUAAAUAUUUGAAGUUGUCCACCCUCGCAUCUCUUCUCCCUGUAGCAUCACUCUUCCCCCUCCACUUUUGUCAUUCACGCACAUAUAUUCUGUUUUACUUCGGCUAAUUUUCAUUCCUCUCCUUUCCGGUGCAUGUCUCCAUCUUUCUAAUUGUUUCUCUGCAUGCUCCCUGCUUUCACUGCAUAUCACAAAAUCAUCUGCGAACAUCAUGGUCCAAGGGGAUUCCAGUCUAACCUCAUCUGUCAGCCUAUCCAUUACCACUGCAAACAGGAAGGGGCUCAGAGCUGAUCCCUGAUGCAGUCCCACCUCCACCUUAAAUUCCUCUGUCACACCUAAGGCACACCUCACCAUUGUUCUGCUGCCAUCAUACAUGUCCUGUACUAUUUUAACAUACUUCUCUGCCACACCAGACUUACGCAUGCAGUACCACAGUUCCUCUCUUGGUACUCUGUCAUAGGCUUUCUCUAGAUCCACAAAGACACAAUGUAGCUCCUUCUGACCUUCUCUGUGUGUUUCCACGAGCAUCCUCAAGGCAAAUAAUGCAUCUGUGGUACUCUUUCUAGGCAUGAAACCAUACUGUUGCUCACAGAUACUUACUUCUGUCCUGAGUCUGGCCUCCACUACUCUUUCCCAUAACUUCAUUGUUUGGCUCAUCAACUUGCUCUAUAGUUCCCACAGCUCUGAACAUCCCCUUUGUUCUUAAAAAUGGGAACUAGAACACUUGUCCUCCAUUCUUCAGGCAUCUUUUCGCCCACUAGCAUUCUGUUGAAUAAGUUGGUCAAAAACACCACAGCCAUCUCUCCAAAUUGGUUCCAUACCUCUACCGGUAUGUCAGGACCAACUGCCUUUCCAUUUUUCAUCCUUUGUAGUGCCUUUCUGACUUCGCCCUUAGUAAUCAUUGCCACUUCCUGGUCCUUCACACUUGCCUCUUCAACUCUUCCUUCUCUCUAAUUUUCUUCAUUCAUCAACUUCUCAAAGUAUUCUUUCCAUCGAUUUAGCACACUACUGGCACCAGUCAACACAUUUCCAUCUCUAUCCUUAAUCACCCUUACCUGCUGCACAUCCUUCCCAUCUCUAUCCCUCUGUCUGGCCAACCUGUAGAGAUCCUUUUCUCCUUCUUUCGUGUCCAACCUGGUGUACAUGUCUUCAUAUGCCUCUUGUUUAGCCUUUGCCACCUCUACCUUUGCCCUUCAUCGCAUAUCUAUUUACUCCUUUCGCCUUUCCUCAGUCCUCUCAGUAUCCCACUUCUUUGCUAAUCUCGUUCCUUGUAUGACUCCCUGUAUUUUGGGGUUCCACCACCAAGUCUCCUUCUCCCCUUUCCUACCAAAAGACACACCAAAUACUCUCCUGCCUGUCUCUCUGAUUACCUUGGCUGUCGGAGUCCAGUCUUCCGGGAGCUUCUGCUGUCCAUCGAGAGCCUGUCUCACCUCUUUCCGAAAGGCCACACAACAUUCUUCCUUUCUCAGCUUCUACCACAUGGUUCUCUGCUGUACCUUUGUCUUCUUAAUCUUCCUACCCACCACCAGAGUCAUCCUACACACUACCAUCCUAUGCUGUUGAGCUACACUCUCCCCUACCACUACUUUACAGUCAGUAACCUCCUUCAGAUUACAUCGUCUGCACAAAAUAUAAUCCACCUGCGUGCUUCUACCUCUGCUCUUGUCGGUCACUUGUUCCUCCCUCUUCUGGAAAUAAGUGUUCACUACAGCCAUCUCCAUCCUUUUUGCAAAGUCCACCACCAUCUGUCCCUCAAAGUUCCUUUCCUGGAUGCCUUACUUACCCAUCACUUCUUCAUCGCCCCUGUUUCCUUUACCAAUAUGUCCAUUACAAUCUGCACCAAUCACAACUCUCUCGCUGUCUGGGAUGCUCAGAACUACUUCAUCUAGUUCCUUCCAGAAUUUCUCUUUCAACUCUAGGUCACAUCCUCCCUGUGGGGCAUAGCCGCUAACCACAUUAUACAUAACACCCUCUAUUUCAAAUUUUAGUCUCAUCACUCGAUCUGAUACUCUUUUCACCUCCAAGACAUUCUUAGCCAGCUCUUCCUUUCAAAUAACCCCUACUCCAUUUCUCUUCCCAUCUACUCUGUGGUAGAAUAAUUUAAACCCUGCUCCUAAACUUCUAGCCUUACUACCUUUCCACCUGCUCUCUUGGAUGCACAGAAUAUCAACCUUUCUCCUAAUCAUCAUGUCAACCAACUCCUGAGCUUUUCCUGUCAUAGUCCCAACAUUCAAAAUCCCUACACUCAGUUGUAGCCUCAUUGCAUUCCUCUUUUUCUUCUGACGAUGGAUCCAUUUUCCUCCUCUUCUUUGUCUUCGACCCACAGUAGCUGAAUUUCCACCGACGCCCUGCAGGUUAGCAGUGCUGGGGGCGGGCGUUGUUAACCCGGGCCACAACCGAUCCGGUAUGGGAUUCUUUAGAUGAACGCACAUAUUUGUUUGGCACAGUUUUUACGCCGGAUGCCCUUCCUGACGCAACCCUCUGCAUUUAUCCGGGCUUGGGACCGGCCUACAGAUUGCACUGGUUUGUGCCCCCCAUAGGUAUGCAUUUAGUGUAAUCCCUUCAAACAAUCAGACAAAUUAAUAGAUUGCACCGCAAAUUGCCAUUUAAAGGUCAUAUUUGGAAAAGUAUGCCAUGUUUGAGACUAUUGCAGAUUGGCGCAUGACCAAAGAGAGCUAAUUUCAAGUUUUUUUGAAUGAGAAAGUGAUAUGAAUACAAAUCAGGGGUUUUGCUGCUCUUUUUCUAGUGUGCACACGCAGAUCAAACUGUUGAGACAUCACUUUCAUUUAAAGAAAACCUAUAGUGGUCAGAGAAAUAAUUUCCAUCUGACAAAAGUUGUAAUGAAUAAAGAUUUUAUGAAAAUGAACCAAUGAUAAUGAAACAUUGCUUUUUAAUUGUAGUUUGUCAGAAUUAUAUUAAAAGCCCAACUCAUGAAAAAGGCCUGGAUAAAAACAAUGCUUCCCAAAUCACCGCACUCAAACGAUUUUUGUAGCUUUCCGUGAGACUUCUGUACCUCUCAGCGGGAGUUUUAGCCAACUUUUCAUGCACAAACUGCUCCAUUUGUCUCAGGUUUGAAGGGUCCUUUCUCCAGAUGGCAUGUUUCAACUCACUCCACAGAUGUUCAAUAGGAUUUAGAUCAGGGCUCAGCGAAGGGGACUUCAGAAUACUCCAAUAUUUAACUCUUAGCCAUUUUAGGGUGUUUUCAACUGUGUGUAUUGGGUAAUUAUCACUCCAUCCAUUUUUUCGCCCCUGAUUCUCACUGGGGUCAUGUGGAUAUUCUGUAGCCUAUCCCAGCGAACUGCAGACAGAAGGCGGAUUACACUGGUCAUACAGCAGUGGGAGACAGUACUGUAGUAGAGGAAAAUAGUUCUACUAGACCAGCAAAGUCAAGUCAUUCUACUAAUACGCUGAUCUCUUUUACUUGUGAGGAUAUUGGGUACUAGUAAAAUAACAUUUGUUUGCGAGGCUUGCAAAGUAGUGUCAUCCUAACUUUGCGGAAGGCUUUACUGCCUUAACGCUAAAGAAAUUAUUUAUAAUGUAUAAUCAGUGGCCUUUACAAGAACAUGUGUUUUUGCAUCCUUUGUUAAGGAAACAUUUUCUUCAGUGGCUUUCCAUGAGCAAGAAGUGCACUUAAUAAAAUGUUAGAAAUCCCACUUAUGCAUCUCACUGUGAAAGCCCUCCAACAACGUGGCAGCUUUGACCAGUAUUGAUCUCUCACUAUUUGUCUGACUAUCUGUCUUUCUCACCGUCUCAAUGUGUGCGUAAAUGCUAGAUGGAGAAGAAAUGCUGACAUGUGAUCACUCAGUCGAAACAAAAACCAACCCUAAGGGACGUCCUCUUUAGAGACUGGAGCCACUUAAAAAUGACCUCAGCCAAAUUAAUGUAUAAAUAAUCUGCUUCACUUUCAUGUAACGCACUUGUAUUACUCAUUAUCGUGUGUGUCAAGAAAUAACCUUUUGUUCCUCUACUAUAUAUU